CUAUAUAUUCUCCAUGGAGGUUCUUUUCUCUCUUUAACCCAGAGUGGACCAGUGGGUGUUUGUUGCUCUUCUCCUUUUAUAACAUGCAGGUGAUAGCCUGUACCCAGGAUGUCGGUCAGCACGCAGCAUCACUCUUCACACACCUGAACCUUCAGAGGGAACAGGGGCAGUUCUGUGACUGUGUGCUCAGACAGAAACAAAACCCAGAUCAGAUCUACCCUGCACACAGAUGUGUUCUGGCAGCUUCCAGCCCAGUGUGGGCAUCCAUCCUGCUCUCUGCUGGUGCCCUGGUGGAACUGCAGGAUCCGUGCCUGCCUGGCUCUGUGCUGGGAUUUCUUUUGGACUACAUUUACACGGGCGUUCUGCCACGCUCUCUGAGCCAGCAGCAGUAUUACAGAGUGUUCACUGCUGCGUGUCACCUGCAGAUGGAGGAGCUGCAGGAGGCUCUGAGGGCAGCCUGGAGACGAAUGGUUACUGAGGAACAGGGAAGCGCUUCAAACGGAGCUGAAAUUCAUUCAAACAAAGACGUUAAUAAAGUCGAGCUGAAGACCUUUUGUGAUCUGUCGCUAUCACCCAAAAGCAUGUGUUUCAGAGGGCUUGAAGAAACAGAAACAUUGUGUUCACCUGAUGAAGUCAUGUUUGAAGAGGCCCAGAUGAAUUCAGUCAGUUUCAUUAUUAAAGACAAAGAAAUGCAAAUAGAAGAAGAGGAUUCAAACCAUCCCAGCAGAACGGAUUUAAAGACUUUAAAUGAUCUAAACAGCUUCUGUGAGCUGAAAAGUGAUGAAAGCAAAGUAAUACAACAUAACUUGCUAAAUAAUCAUGUCCCUACUGAAGUCAUUCCUGGAGUGAACAAAGAUGAGCAUGAUCAUCGGUGUCAUUCAGACUGGCCGGGCAGCACGGAAGAAGAACUGUUGGAGACAUCUAAACUAAAAAGAAGAUCCUCCUCGUCCUCCUCCACAUCGUCACAUCAGUGUUUUGGGGCAGUGCCCGUCAUCUGCCACAGCUCCAGCAUGGCUCCUGCCUCCCACUCCUGCAGCACAGACAGUGACAACACCACCAUAACUGAGCACCAACAUCCAGACGGAGAACAAAAUCCGGACACGAGAAACAAUAAAAAUCACCCUGAGCCGAAUGACAAUUACAACAGCAGCACUAUAGAUCAAUUUAUAACCAAUAGCGAGCUUUUAAUUCAAGGUUUAACUCACAGUGUAGACCAUGAUUCUUUACAGAGGGACAGGAAUUUGGUGCCACAGAGUAAAGCCUGGAGCAAAGGGUCAAAGCGUGAAAUGGAAAACGAUUGUGAUCAUUUUGCCUCCAAACACCAACGUUUCGAUUGUUCUGAACGUCACAAUGAGUCACUGACAGCAGCUGCAGGCGAACAAACUAAAGACCGGAGAAGUGUGCUUUCACUUCCUGAACAGGACUCGGAGGCAGGAAAUGACUUUCACCGGGGUGAUGGUCUUGCUGUGGAAGCGAAACAGGAGCACAUUUUCUCCAUCCGGUUGCCUGCUAAAGCAGACACAGCAGACAGUAACUGUGAACCCCGUGGAUCUGACACCAACACGUACCCAAAUCAUUUUUCAGCAGGAAAAAGCAGAAGUGGUGUUGUUUCUAUCCAGCAUGGAUACAGAUCAAACAGCACAUCCACCUCAUCAGAAUCAGGUUUGGACGAUGCCUUUGCUUCUGAAUGUUGCGCAUCUUCAGAAUUUAGAGGAACCUCCAGCUCUAAGACCUCGUGCUUAUCUCCAGUGACUCCCGUAGAAAACAGCAUGUCUGACCCUACAAGUGAAACUGUUGGUCAGCCAUACCGUGGACACAUUCAUUAUCAGUACUGCCCACAUCAGGACACACACUCGUUGAUACAAGGCUCUAAGUACUCCCAGCACAGACACUCUUAUAGUUUGGGUGAGUCCACUGAUGAGGAAGAGGCUGGUUCUUUUGCCAUGAAGCAAAACACCAACCAGGUUCUCCUGUUGGACAUGAACUCCAAACCCGCUGAGCUGCCCUGCAGAAACAGAUCCGACACAGAGGAGAGUUGGGGCUUCAAACGGAACAAAGAGUCUUCUGUUUACAGGGACAAGGGUUUUAUUGAGACUAACGAGUGGAGCAGCGAUGAAACGGGAAGAUCUUCAGAAAAGGAUCAACACAAGAGAGAGGCUCCGGCUGCACAAAAGGCUGCGGAGACCAUCACCUUGCCAGUCUGUCCAACUCCAAACGUAACCGAUUCAGAGCAAAGCUCCAUGCCUUCCACUUUGUCCUCUUGCGUAUCUUCCAGCCCUCCGGUCAGCAUGCUGGGAGAAAGCUCCGCUCCCAACCAGCAGCCGUUCCAGUGCUCGCUCUGCGACCGCUCCUUCAGCCAGCGAGGCUCUCUGAACCGACACGUGAGAAGCCACCUCGGCGUGCGACCCUUCCCCUGCCCCUGCUGCCCCAUGACCUUUUCACGCCAGUACCGUGUCACAGAGCACAUGCGUGUUCAUCAGCGCUGCAGCCUUGGAAAUGCCUUCCAAAAGCCUGUGGACUCUUCCAGUAAGGCCAGUGAAGAACCACAAAACUAACAGAAGAUGACAGCUGGUAUAUGAUGCACUUGCCCUUAUAACUUUUUGAAACCUUUAAUUACAGUUUUUUAAUCUGUGACUCUAAUUCUACACUUUAUGGAAAUAUAUAGCAAAAGGGUAAUUUAGUUGAUUUUUGUAAAAAAAAAAAAGAGUCAAAUUCAAGAGUUGCAGGAUAUCAGAUGAAUCUUUUAAUAUUGUGUUACUGAAAUAUUUUCACUAAUAUAGUGGAUAUUGGCAGCUAUUUUUAUUGCUUUAACAGACAUGGACUGCUGCAUUAAAAAACAAGAGAAACAAUUGUCACAUUGAUUCAAGAUGCUGUACUUGUUCUACAUUUUUGUUUGACACCUCAAAGGCAUUUUCUUUUUCACUUAUAUCUGUUUUUCAAUCUAAAUUAUACUGUUUAACUUAUAGCUCUAUACUACAGAAGCGUAGAGCUGCCACAUGACAUGAAAUUAUUUUGAAACUGGAUCUCGUUAUAACGAGAAAACCAUCUCGUUAUAAUGAGAAAACUAUCUUGUAAAAAUGCUGAAAUAUGUCAUUAUAACGACUAAAAUAUCUCGUUAUAAUGAGAAAACUAUCUUG
This is a messenger RNA of Austrofundulus limnaeus, 3137 nucleotides long. RefSeq lists its product as uncharacterized. The transcript is spliced from 3 exons. Gene Ontology annotation, biological process: regulation of transcription by RNA polymerase II. The record is from RefSeq and is a predicted model, not a curated record. The coding region runs from base 84 to 2555 and encodes 823 amino acids. Gene Ontology annotation, molecular function: DNA-binding transcription factor activity, RNA polymerase II-specific; protein binding; RNA polymerase II cis-regulatory region sequence-specific DNA binding. Lineage: Eukaryota; Metazoa; Chordata; Actinopteri; Cyprinodontiformes; Rivulidae.